AGUCAGUCUGAGUGCGGGAGUGUGCGUCUCGGAGAAGUGCGUGUUGUGUGAAAACCAUGUGCUCUUGCGUAUUCGGAUCACUUCGUGGCCGGAUGCCGAGUAGUCGAACGGAUUGCGAGGAUUGACGACGUUUGCCGAAGAUGAGUGCAGGCGGGAAAUGGCCCUUACUCGCAAUGAUGUUACAGUUUUACUUCGCAUUGCCAGCUUGGGCCUACAAGAGACCAUCUUUCUGUGAUCAGGAUGGUGAUCCUUUCUCCUUUCUGUGGAUGAUCAAGCGGGAUCCCCCCUCCUACCUGUUCGGCACCAUCCACGUUCCCUACACGAAAGUGUGGGACCAUAUCCCGGACAACGCCAAACAGGCGUUCGCUGCCUCAUCACAGGUGUUUUUCGAACUGGACCUGGCAGACCCCGCCACCGUAGCCGCCCUCUCUACUUGCCAAAUGCUGCCACAGGGUAAGAACCUGUCCGAUGUCCUGCCCCAGAAUUUGUAUUCGAGGCUAAAGCGCCACCUGGAGUACGUCAGAGGAAUGAUGCCUCGGUGGAUGACGCAGGACCAAGGAAGAGGGCGGGGCAUAUUUAAAGGCCUGUUCAAUGCUGACCAGCGAGGUCUGUUCAAUGCGGACUACCUGUUCAACGCAAUUGCUGGGAACUGGGAGCGUAAAAGGCCUGUAUGGGUCAUGCUGAUGGUCAAUUCUCUGACCGAGAGUGACGUCCGUUCGCGGGGGGUACCCGUCCUUGACCUCUAUUUGGCCCAAGAAGCAGAGCGCAUGCGCAAGAAAACUGCUGCUGUUGAAAAGGUGGAGGAGCAAUGCCUACCGCUAAACGGACUUAACUUUUCACAGGUCCUGUUCGCUCUGAACCACACUCUGCUGCAGCACGAGGAGCUGCGGCGCGAGGCGGAGCUGCAGCAGCAGCCGCAUCCCCCUGCGCCCUACACGACAGACGACCUGAUCCGGCACUACAACUGCGGAGACAUGCUGAGCGGGAGCGCCGCCUUCUUGGGGGCCGACUCCGUGCCCCCGCUGCCACCAGCGCCCAAGGAGGAGGCCGCCUUGGCGAGGAACUUGGACAGGUACCUGAGGAGGGAGCUCAUCCUUAACCGCAACCGCCGAAUGGGGGAGAGGGUGGCCAGGCUGCUGGGGCGGCACCCGGGGGAGAGCCUCUUCUUUGCCUUUGGCGCAGGUGAGUCUGUAGAUUUAUUUUGA
Molecule: messenger RNA, 1205 nt
Organism: Uloborus diversus
Lineage: Eukaryota; Metazoa; Arthropoda; Arachnida; Araneae; Uloboridae
Product: metalloprotease TIKI1-like
Exons: 5
Coding region: 141-1205 (354 amino acids)
Biological process (GO): negative regulation of Wnt signaling pathway
Cellular component (GO): membrane
Molecular function (GO): metalloendopeptidase activity
Source: RefSeq, a predicted model, not a curated record